CUCCUUUUACGACGGGCCCUCGGAUUUUAGCUUUUUUUUUCUCACUCUCUCUCUAUCCCUCUGCCGUGCGUGAGUGUGUGUAUUUAGCUCUCGGGCAAGCCACUUGUAGCCUCUUGAUGCUUCUUGUAUAGUAGCCAGGUUCAUCAAGCGCGCGCGAAUUUCUACCACUGCCAACUGUUGUUGGACUCUGCGUUUGUCAGUGAUAAUCGCUACCGCUGCUGCCGUGGAUGCUCUAGCAAAACUGAACUGCACCGAGUUCGCGAAUCGUUUACAACCUGCCGACGAUCGUUCGUUAACUUCGCGAGUUGAACGCGCGAGUGUGUACAUUGGAGCCCACGAAUUCCGGUAGGCUUUUCGUGACCCACAGUCCAAUAAAUCGACAGCCGUGGACCAUAUCAGACCGCUUUGAUCUGUUCUAACGCAAUAGGAUAAACCGCAAUGAAUGCCAACAAGUGUGGUUUUAUAGAAACUGGCGAACUUUUCCGCCAAUAGUCUCUAAAUGUUGGCCAGUGUAUUCUGAACAAAGUGUAAUGAAUCGUGACCGGGUUAAAUUUUACUUGAACUAAUCCAGUCGUGAGAAGCAAACAAAAGUCAAAAAAAAAAGAAACAUUGACUCAUAAACAGCCGAACCCAACUGUAGUUAGAUUAAUUCAACCGCUGUGUCGUCAACCCGGAUCGCCCCCUGACUGGUUAUUGUUCAUAACCGCCGCAAAUACUCGCUCCGCGCACGAAAACUCGCCCAAUUCUGCCGAAGCACUGUGUGAUAACUGUAGAGUCUCGUUAAUUUAAGUCGUAAUCGCCUUCUAGCAAAUCACCGGCUGCUCUCCUAGUGCGUAAAAAGUGUCAGUGUAUGUGCAUUUCUAUCGUAAUCCUGCGAUUCGAAGAUAAAACAGCACAGCUUAGUGCUCCGUUCAGGCUCCGACACAAAGGCUCGUAGUUUUAAAUUAGUUUAUUUUGCAAAAAUUUGUGAUACUUGAAUGUGCCUUUCGGAAAAAAAAGUUUAACCGAAAAAAGUUUGCCCAAACGAACCCCGCGCACAGUGAGCCGAAGAAAGUUGUAGCCAAUCUUAGUAAUCCCACCUGCUUUGUCUGUCUACCUGCCCCGUGUAUCGGACGUUCCGUAGAUUCCGGUUCCGUGGAUUACUGCUGCUUGAAACUGUACUGUGCGAACUGUGUUGUGCUAGUGAUUCCCGGAGAAUUUUUCUGCAGUAACGGUCAGCCGCGACCUGAAAGGCAGUCCAAAGGUGAUCCCCGACAUGAUUAUGGUAAGACGGCAAUGAAAGCUUAAUUUUCGCACCUUUCGCUUCUCUUGAUCUCGAGGAACUCGUCCGCCCACCGGAUAAGCCCAAUCGGCGAGCCCAUUCGAAUGCAAACAACGAUGUUACCAACUGCUCGUGCUGUUUUAUGCUAAGUACAUUACAGGGUACCUAACCCCCCUCACGAUAAUCACUGUAAUCUUCCAUUGCACCGCGGAUUAAAUACCGUCCGCCAAUGCUGUCGGUAUAGCAACUGUGGAAGAGCGCAAAGACAGAGAGCAAAUACUACCUGUUCAGACAGCCCCCACGUGCUCGCAUUAUUUCCCGUGCUCUCUCUAUCUUUCUCUCUCUCUUUGUGUAUGCUUACGGCAACCGCCAAGGCAGAGCCUUUGCUGUAUAACGCAACAUAACGAAACGUACCGGCCACAAAGGACGGAGAGGGGAAAGUUUAUCUACACCCGAGCAUAAAUCAAAGACACGCUGAACGAAACGGGCGAAGCCUUAACGAGCUGGGCGAAGUCAGCACGCGGCAUGACGUUUCGUUGUGUCCCUUCGUACGACGCCAGCGCUCAAUGGACACUCACGCCGUCCCUUCAAUCGCAGCUGGAGCGGCUUACUAGUCAUGGAGGCAUAGGACUGACGAGUGGCAGUCCGGCAUAUACCACACACACCGGUGGUCACACAGGCCGUAACGGACCGACCAGCGGGCACGGCGGUAGCCACGGAGGCUCGCACGGUCCCGGCCCCACGAUGCACCACCAAACGUUGCAGUCGGACUUCCAGCCACCCUACUUUCCGCCUCCCUUUCAUCAUACCACGCAGAGUCCUCCACAGCAACAGAACCAUGGUCUGGAUUAUCUAAGUACAGAUCCCUACGGUCAACCGUUGUCCUCGCUUCAUCACGCUCCCCUGCAUCACUAUAAUCAGCUGGCCGGACUAAGACCAUCCCAAGAGCAGCUGGGACUGCAUCGAUCGCACCGAGAAUCCGAACUUCAGCAGCAUGUGACGCAGCUUUCACAUGGCUUUCCAUACUCGGACAGACGGAGCGAUUACAGCGGUUCCAUUGGCAGCGGAGCCGGAGCAACCCGGCUUGGAGCCCACGAGCAUGAUCCGCUGUCGCUGCACCAGGCGCUGCAGAGUGCCGUAGACGAUGGUCAGAAUCCGGUGAUAGACGAGAACGCGGGCUUCAUGAGCGAUCUGCCGCUGCUGAAAAAUUUCCCCAUCGCCGACAUCAAGAAAGACAGCAGCCAGAUGAACAUCGGUUCCCCAUCCGAUGUGUUCUGCUCCGUUCCCGGCCGGCUCAGUCUUCUUUCCAGCACCUCUAAAUACAAAGUGACGGUCGCGGAAGUGCAGCGACGCCUGGCGCCGCCUGAAUGUCUCAACGCGUCCCUCCUGGGGGGUGUCCUAAGACGGGCAAAGAGUAAAAACGGAGGACGACUGCUGAGGGAAAAGUUAGAGAAAAUCGGUCUCAACUUACCGGCGGGAAGGCGCAAGGCAGCUAACGUUACACUGCUAACCUCGCUAGUGGAAGGCGAAGCAAUCCAUCUGGCGCGUGAUUUCGGCUACGUUUGCGAAACCGAGUUCCCGGCGCGCCAGGUCGCCGAAUACCUCUCCCGACAGUACUCGGAACCGCAGGAGUCGUACCGACGGAAAGAACUGCUCAUCAAUACCAAACAGAUCACAAAAGAGCUGAUGGAUCUACUGAAUCAAGAUCGGUCUCCGCUGUGUAACACCAGGCCGCAGCACAUUUUGGAUCCCUCGAUACAGCGACAUCUUACGCACUUCUCACUUAUCUCGCACGGUUUCGGUUCGCCCGCCAUCGUUGCAGCACUGACAGCUAUUCAGAACUUCCUCAACGAAUCCAUCAAGCACUUAGACAAAAUGUAUCCCGGAAACGGCGGAAGCAUGGUGACCUCAUCUCUAGACAAAAACAAAAUGGACAACGAUAAGAAAUGACAGUUAUAAAAUUAUCUGUUCACUAAAAUUGAACGAUUUUAGUCGAAUGCAGCCAGUUUUUGGGGGAAGAGGAAAAAGGUUAUGGAUAAUUAUUAAUAACAAAGACAGCAAAAUAUCACAACCGAAGCCGAGAAACGCUUUGCUAGUUUUGUUGUCCCUAAUUUUGUAAAAAAAAGCCAACCGCAAGUAUUGUGAUGUAUAAACAGAAUAAACACAACGCAACUAUAGCAUAGAAAGAGAAAUGACAAGUUACACUAUGAGAUUUCAACAUAGAUUGAUUAUAAUUAAAUUAUUAUUGGUCACCACGCAAGCGAAAAUUCGACAGUCUGCACGUUUCAUCUCUCGGUGUUCUCAAUAUAUUUAACUGUAAUCAAUUGAACGUAUAAUCGUAAAGUAUUGUUUAGUAUUUUAUAAUCAUUUUGUGAUAGACUAUUGUUUAAUAUUGACCUAUGUAUAGAGCCUAGCACAUGUACAUUUCCAUUUGACUUUCGAAAUGGAUAACCAUGGGUACUUGUUUCGCCUGCAAUCUCUUUUAGGAACAAACUCUGGUCGAAUGCCGACUUAGCCAACAGCCAGCCCAUGGUUUAGUAAGAUGACUGACACGAGCACCUAACGGAAAACCUUUAUUUAUUGUUUACACUUAAGCUAUUCCAAUGUUUGACAAAAGAGCCGAUAGAGGCUUAGGAUAUUUGUGAAAUCAUGUGCCAAAAUGAGAGCCACGAACGAGUUAUUCAACUAACAUUCGAUUGCCAUAAUCUGAUUAACUUGGAGGUGCCAACACCGUACUUUUCUUAUCACGAAAUUCAAAAACAGCUCAAAAAAAUGCGCCAAUUAAUUUUCCCAACAGUGCCAUGAUUCCAAUUGAUUUUAAACAUUGACGGAAUCACGUCAGCCAUAUUUGUUGCCUUUUUUUUUAUUUCAGAUAAAAAUAUUCGAAAUCAAUCACAUAUUAUUGCCAUUUUCAAUCGAACUAAGAAUAUCAAAUUGGAACAGUAUGAAAUAACACUUAGCCAACAAUUUUUCUUCAGGUUGUCGUCACACAGUCAUUGCAUUGUAAAAUUUCGUAACAUAAUUUACCUAAAUUAUCGAACAAAGCACGAAAACUGUUGCUCCGCAAUAGUAAUCGUUAAUGUACAAAACAAAAUUCGAUUAGAAAAAUAAAUACAUUUUCCAAACUAAAUUAAGAAGCUCAGCAUCCAGCAAAUAAGCCCGAAACCGACAUUCCGCACAGUUUCUACAUGUUUACACAAUAUUUGGUCCAGUUUGAAAUGAUAACCAAUACAGAGCAAGUUUUUCCUUCAUUCACGCAUUUCAGCAUUAAACAGUAAAACGAAGCAAACUUACAAACAACAAUCAAACACACACACAAAAAAAUGGAUUAUCCGGUAAUUUCAAACAAAUAGAGGAAACGGUUUUGUAAAAGCAAACUCAAAUCAACAACAUCGUUCGCCUGGACGGCAAGAGGCGGUAUUAUAAUGAAAGAAAAAAAGAAGCAUUCUCUACUGGAACCGAUCUAGAAAAUUAAGAAAUUCAAUUUAAAGCAAAUCACAAAGUUGUAAAUGAGAACGGUAUAAGAACAAAUUUCAGAAGUAUUAUAAAUUUAAAUUAAUGAAAAUAUAUAUUUUAAACUCA
Messenger RNA from Wyeomyia smithii (pitcher-plant mosquito), 4843 nucleotides. RefSeq names its product transcription factor AP-2-epsilon (gene TfAP-2). NCBI's taxonomy places the organism in Eukaryota, Metazoa, Arthropoda, Insecta, Diptera, Culicidae. The record is from RefSeq and is a predicted model, not a curated record. Gene Ontology annotation, cellular component: nucleus. The transcript is spliced from 10 exons. Gene Ontology annotation, biological process: regulation of cell population proliferation; anatomical structure development; regulation of transcription by RNA polymerase II. Gene Ontology annotation, molecular function: RNA polymerase II transcription regulatory region sequence-specific DNA binding; DNA-binding transcription factor activity, RNA polymerase II-specific. The coding region runs from base 1787 to 3211 and encodes 474 amino acids.